Molecule: messenger RNA, 5226 nt
Organism: Tachysurus vachellii
Lineage: Eukaryota; Metazoa; Chordata; Actinopteri; Siluriformes; Bagridae
Product: complement C3-like
Exons: 41
Coding region: 89-5041 (1650 amino acids)
Cellular component (GO): extracellular region
Molecular function (GO): protein binding; endopeptidase inhibitor activity
Source: RefSeq, a predicted model, not a curated record
GUGUGUGUGUGUGUUAGGUUGGUAUAAAAGCUGUGGUACUGCUCGAUAACACACACAUCCUCAGACUGAGCUCGGACCAACAGUCAGGAUGCAUAUAGACCUGCUGUGGCUGACUGCUGCGCUUCUAUCUUUCCCGGUGCUUACAAUAUGUGAUCCGCUUAACGUGUUGGUGGCCCCGAACCUGCUGCGCGUGGGGACCCCUGAGAAAGUGUUUGUGGAAGUGCAGGAUUAUAAUGGAGGUAACAUCCCAGUGAAGAUCAGUGUGAAGAACCACCCAAAGAAAACUUCAGAACUGACAUCUCAAUCAGUCGUCCUCACUGCUGAUAAAAACUACCAGGCAACUGUAGACAUAACGAUUCCUGACAAUAAAGACUUCUUUAGUGAAGACCCACUGGAGAAGCAGUAUGUGUAUCUGCAGGCUGAGUUUCCUUCCAAAAUGCUCGAGAAAGUGGUCUUAGUAUCGUUUCAGUCUGGAUACAUGUUCAUUCAGACAGACAAGAGCAUCUACACACCUGGAACAACAGUUCUUUACAGAAUCUUCUCACUGACUCCUGAUCUGCAGCCUGUUGACAAGAGUGGAGGAAUCUAUGUGGAAAUCAUAAAUCCUCAAGGAAUCACAAUUAACAGGGACACAAUCUUUCCAAAAGAAGGGAUCAUAAAAGGGUUAUACAGCAUCCCUGAAGUUGCAAAAUCUGGAAUAUGGACUGUAGCAACACGGUACAAAAACACCCCACAGAAGAACUUCACUGCUGAAUUUGAAGUUAAAGAAUAUGUGCUACCGAGUUUCGAGGUAAUAUUAAAACCAUCAACACCUUUUUUCUACGUGGAUGAUAAGGAUCUUACCGUUGAUAUAACUGCCAAGUACCUGUUUGGAAAAGAUGUGAAUGGUGUUGCAUUUGUGGUGUUUGGCGUUAAGAGCGAAGACACUAAAACCGUUCUACCUGCCUCUUUAACCAGAGUACAGAUCAUUAAUGGAGAGGGACGUGCUGAGCUCACAAAAGAGAUGAUCCUUCGCUCCUUCCCUGAUAUUAAUAAACUGGUCGGAAGCUUUUUGUACAUUUCUGUCAGUGUUAUAACUGAGACUGGUAGUGAAAUUGUUGAAACAGAGAAGGGGGGCAUUCAAAUUGUGACAUCACCCUACACCAUCCAGUUCAAGAGAACCCCAAAAUUCUACCAUCCAGGAAUGUCUUUCGAUGUCACAGUUUAUGUGACCAAUCCGGACCAGUCACCUGCUGAAAAUGUGGACGUACUGAUCCAGCCUGGUAACGUUAAGUCUCGAACCAAGAGUAACGGCAUGGCUAAGGCCAUUCUGAACACGCAGGGAGGAGAUAGGCCACUACAUAUCACUGCAAGAACUGCAGCCGAAGGUAUACCAAAUGAAAGACAAGCUGAAAACAAGAUGACUGCCCAACCUUACACCACCAAAGGAGGCUCUGGCAAUUACUUACAUUUAAGUGUAGAUGCUGCAGAACUGAAAAUCGGUGAUCAGUUGAACAUCAAUGUAAACUUCAAAACUGCUGUCCCCGAUCAAGAUGUAACUUAUCUGGUCCUUAGUAAAGGACAGAUUGUACAAGGAGACAAGUUUCUAAGACGUGGACACCAGGCAGUUACUUGGUCUCUACCGGUCACCAAGGACCUGGUUCCCUCAUUUCGAGUGGUUGCGUAUUACCAUGUAGGAUCCUCAGAAGUUGUGUCUGACUCCAUCUGGGUCGAUGUGCAGGACACAUGCAUGGGAACGCUAAAACUUGAUGUAAAGGAGAGUUUAAAUGUCAAGAGGUCAUUUGAGCCUGGUGAUGGCUUUCAUCUAAUAGUUACUGGAGAUCCAAAUGCCAAGGUUGGUCUGGUAGCUGUGGAUAAAGCUGUAUUUGUCCUCAACAAGAACAGACUCACACAGACUAAGAUCUGGGACAUUAUUGAGAAGCAUGACACUGGCUGUACAGCAGGCAGUGGUAAAGACAGUAUGGGGGUUUUCUAUGAUGCAGGUCUACUGUUUGACUCUGAUAAAGUAGGAGGCACCAAUGAAAGAACAGCUCCCGAGUGUCCUACCCCACUGAAGAGAAAACGGAGAGCAGAGACUCUACUCCAGGUUACCCAAACACUGAUGUCUAAAUACAACACUGAAGAGAAGAAAUGCUGUGCAGACGGACUGAGGAAGAACAGGCUGGGCUAUACAUGUGAACAGAGAGCGUCAUUCAUUUUGGAUGGUGAAGAGUGUGUCAAGCCCUUCUUGCACUGUUGUAACGAGAUCCAAAAUCGCAAAGAUGAUGAUCAGAAAGACUUGUUGCUUUUGGCUCGCAGUGAAGAUGAUGAUGAUGAUUUUAUAAGCUCUGAAGAAAUUGUCACCCGAACGCAGUUCCCAGAGAGCUGGAUGUGGGAGGACAUAGAACUUCCGGCCUGCCAAAGAAACGUACCAUGUCGUACAACAAGCAGCACCUUGGGCAAAACCUAUCUAAAAGACUCUAUUACUACCUGGCAAAUCCUAGCCAUCAGUCUGUCUAAGACCCAUGGCAUCUGUGUAGCUGAUCCCUAUGAAAUAACAGUGGAAAAGGAUUUCUUUGUGGAUCUCAAGUUACCUUACUCAGCAGUCCGCAAUGAACAACUAGAAGUCAAGGCUAUUUUACAUAAUUUCUCCAAUAAGAAUCAAAAGGUGCGAGUGGAUUUCUUUGAGACAGAGCAUAUUUGUAGCGCGGCCAGUAAAAAGAAGAAAUACCGUACAAUAGUUAAUGUUGAAGCCGAGUCCACCAUUUCCAUCCCUUAUGUGAUUAUUCCCAUGGAACUGGGGGAACAUCACAUAGAGGUGCAGGCUGCUAGUUCAUCACUUCAUGAUGGAGUACGAAAAACGCUGAAGGUGGUGUCGGAAGGUGUGCUAACUGAACUCCCAGAAAAAAAUUUGGAAUUAAAUCCCUCUAAAGUAGCUGGUGGCGUUCAAGUUGUGCAUUUGAGGACUGAGGUACCACCCGGGCAGGUUCCAAACACUCCUGCACACACUUACAUCACGGUGGCUGGUCAGGAGGUGAGUCAAACAAUUGAACAGGCCAUCAGUGGAGAUUUUAUGGGGCGCUUGAUCGUACAACCCCAUGGCUGCGGAGAGCAAAAUAUGAUCUUUAUGACGUUGCCUCUAAUUGCCACACACUAUUUAGAUAACACCAACCAGUGGGAAAAAGUUGGCAUGCAACGACGUAUUGAGGCUAUCAAGCACAUCCAGACAGGAUAUGAAAGAGAACUUACAUUCCGUAAAACUGAUGGUUCUUAUGCUGCAUGGAUACAUACACCUAGCAGCACAUGGUUGACAGCAUACGUAUCCAAAGUCUUUGCUCUGGCUAGUGACCUAAUCACGAUAAAUGAAGAUAUCCUUUGCAGUGCUCUCAAGUGGUUAAUUCUGAAAUCACAGAUGCCAGAUGGCUCAUUUAUAGAAAAUGCCCCAGUCUAUCAUGGAGAGAUGGUUGGUAAUGUACGAGGUAAAGAUGCUGAUGCAUCUCUGACAGCAUUUGUCUUGAUUGCCCUGCAAGAAGGAAAACAUCUUUGUGCUAAAUCAGUUGGAAGUCUUCCAGAGUCUACCAGGAAGGCCACUGAGUAUCUGGAAAAAAGACUCCCCUCUUUGACCAAUCCGUAUGCAGUUGCAAUGUCUUCAUAUGCCUUGGCCAAUGCUGGCAAGUUUAAGAAACAGCAUCUGCUGCAGGCUUCCACUGAAGACGGUGCUUACUGGCAAGUUCCUGGUGGACAUCACUUCUCCCUGGAGGCAACAGCGUAUGCUGUGCUGGCUCUGGUAAGGGCAAAGGAGUUUGAUGCAGCAGGAAAAGCUGUUCAUUGGCUUAAUAGGCAGAGCAGUCCUUAUGGGGGUCAUGGCACCACCCAGGCAACCAUAAUAGUGUUCCAAGCAGUGGCUGAGUACUAUAAACAAGUAAGAAGUCGACAGAAUGCAGACCUUGAUGUGGAAGUGAGCGUGAGUGGACGAAGUCGUUCCAUCAAAUGGAUAUUCAACAAGGACAACUCACUACUUACACGCUCAGACAAGGUUCAGCUCAAGCAAGAGUUUAAUGUUACUGCUAAGGGAACUGGUGCUGGAGUUCUCAAAGUAACAACACUUUACUAUGCUAGACCCAUAGAAAAGAAGAGCGACUGCAAAAAGUUUGAUCUUUCUGUUGAAAUAAAAAAAGAAGCAAAGGUAUCAUAUGCAGGUGCUGAAGAAAGUUACGAGGUCACCAUUAACGUUCUAUUUAAGGAUCCAGAAAGAGAUGCCACUAUGAGUAUUUUGGAUAUCGGCUUGCUGACAGGAUUUGUGGUGGAUGAAAAUGAUCUUCAAGACCUAACCAUUGGAAGGGACAAAUACAUACAGAAGUUUGAGAUGGACAAACAGCUUUCAGAACGAGGCUCCCUCAUCAUGUAUUUAGAUAAGGUAUCACACUCUUUCCCAGAAAAGAUUGUAUUCAGAGUGCACAGGAUAAAUAAGGCUGCUUUGCUUCAACCGGCUGCUGUCAGUGUGUAUGAUUACUACUCUCCAGGGGAACGCUGUAUGAAGUUCUACCAUCCUACAAAGAAAGAUGGAGCCCUGAACAGAUUGUGCAUUGACCAGAAAGAUCUGUGCCAGUGUGCUGAAGAAAACUGCAGUGUCCAGAAAAAACAAAAAAUUGGUGAGCAAGAGCGAGAGAACAAAGCUUGUGAAGCUGGCAUGGAUUACGCUUAUAAAGUGAAAUUAAUUAAAGUGGACCAAAACCCAAACACAGAUUAUUAUGAAAUGAAGAUUGAAGAGGUCCUGAAAGAAGGUACUGACCAUGAUGUACUUGACAAAAUAAGGACAUUCAUGGGUCAUGCUAAUUGCAGAGAGUCUUUUGGAUUUGUGGAAGGCAAGAGCUACCUCAUCAUGGGCCACAGUGCUGACCUACCGAGGAUAGAGGGAAAGCUGCAGUACAUCCUGGGUGAGCAGACUUGGAUUGAAUACUGGCCCACAAGCGAGGAAGGUCAAACUCGUCAGUACAAAGAAACUUACAUCGGCAUUGGCGCACUGUCUCAAAUGCUUAAGGACUUUGGGUGCACUACAUAAACAUGUAUUGUUUUUUUUUUCUAAACAACUUUCACAAAAAACAAUCUUUUCUAUUACUGUGAUGGUGAAUUUACUACCAGUACUCACCUAAGCAAGUAUUCAUCCUAGCAUUCACACUUUCCUUUUUGAAGCUUUCUGUAAUAUCUGAAAGUAGAACAUGAAUAAAAUGUCUUCCUUUCAAUCCA